AUGUCGCCCGGCAAGACCGCAAACAUCUCGUUUGAAGACAACUUCGCCAACAUCAUCAAUGGCGAAGCACGCACAAAAUCAGACAACUAUCAUAGAGGUGUCAACCCUGCAACUGGCGAGGAGCUCUGGAACGUGCCAAUUGCUACCCAGUCAGACGUUGACGAGGCUGUCGCUUCGGCGCAGAAAGCUUUCGAGUCAUGGAGUGUGAGGCCUAUCGAGGAGCGCAAGGAGCUCUUGAAGAACUUCCGUGAUCUCUGGAAUGGUUACCACGAGGAGUUUGUUACGCUGCUGUGCAAGGAGACUGGAAAGCCCAGACAAUUCGCCGCCUACGAGGUUGGCGCCAUUGGUGCAUUUAUCGACCACCACGUGUCAUUGGACAUUCCCGAAGAGAAAAUCGAGGACGAUGAGAAGAUCAUGACAACGAGAUACACGCCUCUGGGUGUCGUGGGCGCCAUCUGCCCUUGGAACCCAGCACUGAUAGUCUUUUCGCAGUUCCCUCUGAUUCUCUCUUUCGGCAAGAUCUGCCCUGCUCUCCUUACUGGCUGCACCAUCAUCGUCAAGCCCUCACCCUUCACUCCCUAUUCUUCGCUGAAGGCAAUUGAGCUGGCUCAGACCAUCUUCCCUCCUGGCGUCGUUCAGGUUCUUGGUGGUGAUGACAAGCUUGGUCCCAUGUUCACCGAGCAUCCUGGCAUCGCAAAGAUCAGUUUCACUGGCAGCACUGUUACUGGAAAGAAGAUCAUGGCUGCUUGCAGUAAGACCCUCAAGCGUGUUACUCUGGAGCUCGGCGGCAACGAUGCCAGUAUUGUUAGAGAGGAUGUUGAUAUUGAGGCUACUGCUCCUCAGCUCGUUAUGGGAGCUUUCCAGAACAGUGGCCAAGUUUGCGUUGCCACCAAGCGAAUUUACAUUCACGAGAAGAUCUACAGACCUAUGGUUGACGCAAUGUCCAAGGCUGCAGCCAGUUUGAAGGUCGGCACACCCGACGAGAAGGGCAUCAUGCUUGGACCCAUUCAAAACCAGAUGCAGUAUGAGAAGGUCAAGACCUUCUUCCAGGACAGCAAGGACAAGGGCUACAAGUUCGCUGCCGGUAGCGCCGAUGUCGAAAACAAGGCCGGUUUCUGGCUCCAGCCGGCCAUCAUCGAUAACCCUCCUAACGACAGCAAGAUCAUUCAAGAAGAGCAAUUCGGUCUCAUUCUUCCAGUCCAACCUUACUCUGACGAGGAGGAAGUCAUCAGACGUGCCAACAAUAGUAACUCUGGUCUUGGUGCUUGCGUCUGGAGUAAAGAUGAGGAGGCUGCUCAUCGUAUUGCUCUGCGUCUGCAGGCCGGCAGUGUCUUCGUCAACUCGUUUGAGAAGCUCACUCCCCAAGCUAUCUUUGGAGGCCACAAGGAAAGUGGUAUCGGCGCUGAAUGGGGCACACAGGGUCUGCUGUCCUACUGCAACCCUCAGGUCAUCCACUUUUACAAGAGCAAGCUUUAG
Aureobasidium melanogenum CBS 110374 is the source of this 1476-nucleotide messenger RNA. RefSeq names its product betaine aldehyde dehydrogenase 1. Lineage: Eukaryota; Fungi; Ascomycota; Dothideomycetes; Dothideales; Saccotheciaceae. Gene Ontology annotation, molecular function: aldehyde dehydrogenase (NAD+) activity. Bases 1 to 1476 code for a protein of 491 amino acids. The transcript has 4 exons. The record is from RefSeq and is a predicted model, not a curated record.